AUGCAUGGUGCUAGACUAACGGAUGAUAGAGAUUCUGAUUCAUAUAUGAACAACGAUUUCAAAAGACAUAAAUUGUCUGCUGGUCGGAUGGGUCGACGGUUUACACUUAAUCCAUUAAUUUUUGCUAAAGAGGAACGUGACUUGAGACGACAAUCAUUGGCACAGCUUAAAUUAUCAUACUAUCCAAUGAAUGCUCAUCGUAA
Molecule: messenger RNA, 203 nt
Organism: Acanthocheilonema viteae
Lineage: Eukaryota; Metazoa; Nematoda; Chromadorea; Rhabditida; Onchocercidae
Source: the annotation of a GenBank genome assembly